ACUUGAAAAACAACCUUUCAUUUUAAAUCAAUCAAUCAUGCCAUUCAUUAGUAAUAAUAAUGAUAAUUCGACGAUAAAAUCGUCACCAAGAAAUUUUCCACAAGGUUCAUAUCGUUCAUAUAAAAGUUUUUUAAAUCAAUAUUCCAAUAAACAACAACAGCAGCAGCAACAACAAGAACCACAAUCACCUAGACGUGUAUCGAUGCCGAUUGAACAAUCAUCAUCAUCGAAAUCGACAGUGAAAAAUAAUUUAUCGGUAAAAAAUAGAAUUUUUCAAUUUGAUCAACAACAGCAGCAGCAUCAAGAGCAAAAACGUUCAUAUUCGGUACCGAAUGAGCAGCAACAACAACAACAGCAACAGCAGCAAAUGAAAAAUAUUUUCGAUAUUGAAAAAUUACUAUCAAUGUCAUCGAAUGAAAUUGAAAUGCUUGAUAAAGAUGUUUUGGAACGUUUUCUUAGGCUACUAAUGUCUGAAGAACAGAAAUCAACAAAUUCAUCAUUGCCAAUCAAAAAUGAAAUUGAUGUGAACAAUAAUCAUCAUCAUAUGGUUGAUAACAAUAAUGAUAUGAAUACGAAUAAAACCGAUGAAGAUAUUGAUAAAUGUAAAAUGAAUCUGAUUCAAUCAUUGAAACAACAAUUAGAACGAUAUCGACAGAAAUGACCAACGUAACU
This is a messenger RNA of Dermatophagoides farinae (American house dust mite), 672 nucleotides long. RefSeq lists its product as uncharacterized. NCBI's taxonomy places the organism in Eukaryota, Metazoa, Arthropoda, Arachnida, Sarcoptiformes, Pyroglyphidae. The record is from RefSeq and is a predicted model, not a curated record.